Messenger RNA from Acanthaster planci (crown-of-thorns starfish), 1338 nucleotides. It is a transcript of the gene commd4, whose product is annotated as COMM domain containing 4. Lineage: Eukaryota; Metazoa; Echinodermata; Asteroidea; Valvatida; Acanthasteridae. The record is from RefSeq and is a predicted model, not a curated record.
ACAAAAAGAGGCGGGUCAGCGGGUCAGCAGGUCGCAGAUAUACGGAUGAGUUGAUGACUGUUUACCAAGUUAGCUGGCGGGCCAAGGGAUUAACGUGUAGUUUUAAUGUAAAGUUGUCUCGGCUGAAGUUCUGCAGAAACCUUCAUGAGCACUUUGUGAACAAACCUUUGUAAAAAUGAGGUUUCGCUUUUGUGGAGGGCUAGACUGCCCAGAUUGGGUGCUAGCAGAAAUUAGCAUCUUAUCCAAAAUUACGUCAGUGAAGAUGAAGUUACUGUGUGCACAAGUCAUCAAGGAUCUGCUUGGAGAUUGCAUCGAUUAUGAAAAAGUAUACAAGCUCACAGCUGAUGCAAAAUAUGAAACCGGUGAUGUAAAAGCCAGCAUAGCAGCUCUGAAUUUCAUCCUAUCCAGUGCGGCAAAGUACAACGUGGAUGGGGAAUCUCUGUCCAAUGAACUGCAGCAACUUGGUCUUCCCAAAGAGCACUCCGCAGCACUCUGUCGCUCCUACCAGGACAAACUAGAAGUGCUGCAACAGAGAUUCAAAGAAGACAGCUUAAGAGUGUCAAAGCUGGACAAUGUGGAGUGGAGAGUGGACUACAUUUUGGGUUCCAGCGAAUUGAAAGAUGUGAACGAACCCAGUGUGUGUCUUAGACUGCACAUACGCAAUCCGGACAAUGGCUCUGUCAAGCCUACAAGCUUCAAUAUGUCGGCUGAUAAGUUUAGGAUCUUUCUCAGCGAGCUCAGACAGACACAAAAGCUGAUGGAAGGAAUCACAACGUGAUGCUGUAUAUUCCCCAAAAAUGCAUCUACCAAUUAAGGGUGGGGCGUUUACAUGUUUAAACAAAACAAGUUCCAAAUCCAUUGACAGAUUUUCCCUAACAUUUAAACGGAACUGCCCUUUAAGAGGUUUGACGUUUUGAUUGAUGCAAUUUGUCAUUUAGUUUUAUCGUAAACAAUGCCUAUAAAAGGUAAUCUGAUUCUUGGAACACUUUUCCCUUUUGGCAUCUAUGUACUUGUCGAGAAAAAAGAGGAUUCUAAAACACUAAACAUUGCUUGUUUUAAAUGCCCCACCAUCAGUCUAUAUUGGUUUGACCAUGUACAUUGUUGAACUAUAUAAUUAUGCAUAAAUAAAAACUCUGAGGUAGGUGGCGGCAGCGUCUGGAAAGUGUUGGUUAAAUGUUUAAAUGGCAUGGGAAAAAUUUCUGACCAUUUUUCAAAUCAAACAUAAAUUCCCACCCUUACCACCAAUGACUUUUUAUAAUUUGCACUUUGUUUGGAGAUAUGACAAGUGACUGUAUAUUCAUCCAUAUUAUGUAAUCGCAUGACUACAAUUCUCUAUGC